AUGUCCAAGAUCGUGCGUUCCAUAAAAAACGUGGCCAACGGGUACCUGUCUGCCCAGAUAUUGGUGCGUAAUGCCACUUCCAAUGAUCCUUCCGGGCCCACUACAUAUGAAAUGGAGGAGAUAGCAGCUGCCACUUACAACAACCAGACAGAAUUUUUGGAGAUUAUGGAUAUGCUUGAUCGCCGUUUAAAUGACAAAGGAAAAAACUGGCGCCAUGUUGCCAAAUCGUUGACUGUAUUGGACUACUUGGUGCGGUUUGGUUCCACCAAAUGCGUCCUUUGGUCCAAGGACAACUUGUAUAUCAUCAAGACUUUGCGUGAAUUUGUUCAUUUUGACGACGCGAAUAAUGAUCAGGGUGCAAUAAUCAGGGUUAAAGCUAAAGAAUUAGUUGCGCUUUUGCGUGAUGAUGAACGUCUUGCUCGAGAGAGAGAAAAUGCUAGGGCUGGCGGACGUAGAAGAGAAGGAGGAAGAAGAAGACCCGAGCCUGCUAGCGACGAUCCCUAUGAUUCUGAUUUACAAAGAGCACUUGAACUCUCACGUGAAACUGCUGAAGAGGAACAAGGAAGACAAGCAAGAAAUGCCGAUGCUGACGAUCCAGAGCUUCAGGCAGCUUUGAAGCUAUCACUCGAAGAAGAGGAGAUGCGUAAGCUUAAAAAUCAACAAAACGAAAACCUUUUGGAUUUGAAUGACAAUAACCAAGGGCAAUUUGCACAACCCCAGUACUACUAUCAAACGGGACAGUUCCAGCCACAGUUUACUCAGCCUUAUCAAUUUUAUCAGCCGGUUCAGCAGCAGCAGCAAUAUGAUAUAUUUGGUAACCCUAUUCAAGCAAUGGCUUCAGGAUAUUACGCCCCACAACAGCUGGUUCAGCCUCAGGCUCAACCACAGAUUCCUCAAUUCACUGGCUUCACAAAUCCCGCUCCUGCAAACAACCAGGAAGAAUUAAAACCGCUUAAAACAGGCUCAAACAACCCUUUUGCUCUCCAUGACUCCCUGUCCCAACAACAGUCGCAACCUCAGACGCCUUCUUUGAACCAAAUGUCCCAAAAUCAACAACCCUCCUAUUUUACUCAGCCUGUAUCUCAGCCUCAAAACAAGCUCAAGCAGCAAACAACAUCGUCUUCCAGAUUUAAUGAAACACAUGAGCUCAACAAUCUUUUGGCCUCGGGCACUGGCGUUGAUACAUUCGGAAAUACAGGUGCCACCAGAAUACCACACCAGCAUACCAAGACAGGAACUUUUAUCAACUCGAGUGGAACGGGCUAUAAGCAACAACAAAAUGACGUUCGCUUAAGUUCAAACGCCACAGGGAAUCCAUUCUUGAAUACUGGUAUCGGCGCUACAGGCCAGAAUGGGCCUCAAUAUCAAGCUCAAAACGGACAACUGGCUUCAAGAAUCGAUCCCGCUCCCACUGGAUUUGGGUUUGGCAAUUCCAAAGAAGGUGAGCCUAGUUUGAUUGACAUCUGA
Messenger RNA from Candidozyma auris, 1467 nucleotides. Its product is annotated as epsin. The record is from RefSeq and is a predicted model, not a curated record. Gene Ontology annotation, molecular function: clathrin binding; phospholipid binding. Gene Ontology annotation, biological process: actin filament organization; endocytosis. The transcript has a single exon. NCBI's taxonomy places the organism in Eukaryota, Fungi, Ascomycota, Pichiomycetes, Serinales, Metschnikowiaceae. The coding region runs from base 1 to 1467 and encodes 488 amino acids. Gene Ontology annotation, cellular component: plasma membrane; clathrin vesicle coat; endosome.